GCGGCGGUGUGGUGCGUCAUCGCCGUGCGCGCGGCGGCUGUCGGCGGGGCUGUGGGCGUCUCGGCCGGGGGUAGCGGGAGCGGUGCCGCUUCUGUCCGCGACUGGGCCCAGGCGCUGUCCCGGGCCUCCUGCGGGCGUCGGUUCCCGCUGGUCGCCGCCGCCAUGAGUCAGUUCAGCUUCGGGUCGGGUGCCGGCGGCGGCGGCGGCUUCACUUUCGGCACGCCGAAGACGGCGGCCACCACGGCCACGACCGGCUUCUCCUUCUCUACGCCCGCCUCCUCGGGCGGCUUCAGCUUCGGAAGCGCGUCCCAGACGGCGUCCAGCAGCCAGCCCACCGGGCUCUUCUCCUUCAGCACGCCGGGCACUGCUGCGCAGCCGGCCAGUUUCAGCUUCGGGACGCCGGCCCCGGCGUCCGCGGCCGCGACCCCGUCAGCGAGCGUGUUCCCGCUGGGGGCAAAUGCACCAAAGUUAAACUUCGGCAGCACCACUGUGACUCAGGCUACGGGAAUCACAGGGGGCUUUGCGUUUGGUAGCUCUGUCCCAACCAGCGUGCCCUCAAGUCAAGCAGCAGCCCCUUCUGGCUUCACGUUUGGAUCUACUGGUACUGCCACCACCACUGCUCAGUCUGGGACAACUGGAGGGUUUGCUUUUUCCAGUGUUACCACUAGUCAGGCCGGAACAGCCAGUUCCACCAUUGGCACUGCAGCUCCACAAGUAGCUCCCACAGGGUUGACCUUUGGAAUAGCGCCUACAGCUGCGGCCACCACUGCUGCCACCUUAGGAGCGACAACGCAGUCAACAGCCCCCUUUAGCCUUGGGGGGCAGCCUGCAGGGCUAAACUUUGGGUCAUUGCCUUCAACAGCAGCCACGAGUGCCCCUGUGGCAACGCUGGCUACAAGUACCAGCCAGAAACCCGCCCUGUCCUUUGGAACCAAACUUGGAGUAACAUCCACAGCUGCUACAACUGCCGCCGCCGCCACCACCACAACCUCCAUUCUUGGUUCAACGGGGCCUACGUUGUUUGCAUCUAUAGUGAGUUCUUCAGCACCAACAUCGUCUACCACCACGGGCCUCUCACUUGGUGCCCCGUCCACUGGGACAGCCGGUCUUGGAACGCUUGGGUUUGGAUUAAAAGUCCCUGGAACAACAGCUGCCACAACAAGCACUGCAGCUAGCACUACUACUGCUUCUGGCUUUGCUCUGAAUAUUAAGUCAUUAACUACGACUGGUGCCAUUGGAGCUGGGACUUCUACAACUGCCGUAACCACCACCACAACAACCAGUGCGCCUCCAGUGAUGACUUAUGCCCAGCUGGAGAGUUUGAUAAACAAGUGGAGUCUGGAACUGGAAGACCAGGAGAAACAUUUUCUCCAUCAAGCAACGCAAGUUAAUGCUUGGGAUCAGACUCUGAUAGAGAAUGGGGAGAAGAUUACUUCGUUACACAGAGAAGUAGAGAAAGUGAAGCUUGAUCAGAAGAGACUGGAUCAGGAACUAGACUUCAUUCUGUCACAGCAGAAAGAGCUUGAAGACUUGCUGACCCCUCUGGAGGAGUCUGUGAAGGAACAGAGCGGGACUAUCUACUUGCAGCAUGCGGAUGAAGAACGGGAGAGGACCUAUAAACUGGCUGAAAACAUAGAUGCUCAGUUGAAGCGUAUGGCACAAGAUCUGAAAGACAUCACUGAGCACUUGAAUACAUCAAGAGGCCCAGCAGACACAAGUGACCCGCUUCAGCAGAUCUGUAAAAUCUUGAACGCACACAUGGAUUCAUUGCAGUGGAUUGACCAGAAUUCAGCCGUGUUGCAGAGAAAGGUCGAAGAGGUGACCAAGGUUUGUGAGAGCCGCCGCAAAGAGCAAGAGCGCAAUUUUCGGUUUGCAUUUGACUGAAAGACUCAAAGUUUCAAGGAUUACCGUAACAUCUCCAGAGAAGAGAGAGGUUGGUGGGGACCUAGGUCUCCAGUGACGAUCUGGGUUGGUUUCUCUUCUUGCAAUAAAACUUGUUGUUUGUUCCAAAGCCAGUCUUUGCAGUGUCUGACUGGAAUUCCCCCACUCCAGCCUGAGAGACAGCAUGAGGUUUGUGCUGGAAGUAGGUGUUCCUCCUCCCUGUUCUUCCUGACUGCCUGCAGGCUGGUGAGAUACACAAAGGCUGGCCCUGAGGGAUUUAAGCUGUCUGUGCCUCCAUGGCUGAGCUCUGCAGUGCUUAAAAGUAACUUGAUUGUGUUCAGCUGGGCCUUCAUGAGCUUUGACUCAGGUCCUUACAGAGGCAGUUUAAGGAAGAGCUGUCCUCAGAAGGAGCUGCAGCAGUCUGAGAGACUCGGAUUCCUCCUGUCGCUGCCUGGAUUUUGUGUUUAAGUUUGGUAUGCUUCCACUUGUGAAAGUGGGCCUUGUUUUCUGUACUUUUGGGUAAUAAACUGCUUUUGUGCAGGUACCUGUAAGCAGAAUUUCUACUCAACUAAAAAUUAUUAGAUGUGCUAUUAGAAAAAUGGU
Chroicocephalus ridibundus (black-headed gull) is the source of this 2484-nucleotide messenger RNA. RefSeq names its product nuclear pore glycoprotein p62-like. The record is from RefSeq and is a predicted model, not a curated record. Gene Ontology annotation, molecular function: phospholipid binding; structural constituent of nuclear pore. NCBI's taxonomy places the organism in Eukaryota, Metazoa, Chordata, Aves, Charadriiformes, Laridae. The transcript has 12 exons. Gene Ontology annotation, cellular component: nuclear pore central transport channel; nuclear pore. The coding region runs from base 163 to 1884 and encodes 573 amino acids. Gene Ontology annotation, biological process: RNA export from nucleus; protein import into nucleus.